Messenger RNA from Fomitopsis serialis, 3564 nucleotides. RefSeq lists its product as uncharacterized. The transcript has 12 exons. The record is from RefSeq and is a predicted model, not a curated record. Bases 100 to 3090 code for a protein of 996 amino acids. Gene Ontology annotation, biological process: RNA 3'-end processing. NCBI's taxonomy places the organism in Eukaryota, Fungi, Basidiomycota, Agaricomycetes, Polyporales, Fomitopsidaceae. Gene Ontology annotation, molecular function: nucleotidyltransferase activity.
UCUCUGCAAGCGUCGCCCGGCCACAGCGUCCCCCGCCACAGCACAGGCCGCCCUUCUUGCUCGCUCCCCGCCAGACCGCGCACCGUCGCAGGCCUCUCCAUGGCUACUGCAUACGCACAGCCCUCCAGCGCCCUCCAAUCGCCCCACGAGCACUUCCUCCAGCCCAACCAGCUGCCGCAGCCCCGCAAGCACGCGUCCAGGCAGAGGUUCGCUCAAGAGUUCUCCCAAUGUCUCUACGAUUUUGUCAUCCAGCUACUGCCAACCUCCGAGGAACUCGCCGUCAAAGAGGACGUCCGCAAGCUCCUCGAGCGACUGAUCCGUACUAUCGAGCCCGACAGCCGGCUGUUGUCGUUUGGCAGUACUGCGAAUGGAUUCAGUCUUAGAAAUUCAGACAUGGACCUCUGUUGUCUCAUCGACUCUGAGGAGCGUCUCUCCGCCACUGACCUGGUGAACAUGGUCGGCGAUCUCCUCGAGCGAGAAACCAAAUUUCACGUCAAGCCCUUGCCUCACGCGCGAAUACCGAUCGUGAAGCUUUCCCUCGAUCCAGCACCUGGCCUUCCACUGGCACUAGAGAACACACGUCUGUUAAUGUGCUAUGCGAUGAUUGAUCCGCCUCGCGUCCGAACAAUGGUCCUGUUCCUCAAGGAAAAUAACUCGCCUUAUAAAGGCACACUGUCAUCAUAUGGCUACGUCCUACUUGUAAUCUAUUUCCUUGUACAUGUCAAAAGCCCGCCAGUCUUGCCAAAUCUGCAACUCAUGCCUCCCCUCCGGCCUAUAUCUAAGGAGGAAACUCACCUAAAUGGACAUAAUAUAUGGUUCUUUGAUGAUAUCGAGCUAUUGCGACAGCGUUGGAAGUCGUCAAACACGGACAGCGUCGCAGAACUUCUGAUUGAUUUCUUCAAGUUUUAUUCCCGCGAAUUCCAGUACACGCAUGGCGUAGCAUCCAUCCGUGCUGGCCUGUUGACGAAGGACAGCAAGGGCUGGGAGAGCGAGUUUGAAAAGGGCAGUCCUCGAGAACGCAAUCGCCUAUGUAUAGAGGAUCCGUUUGAGGUCGAUUACAACGUCGCGCGAUGCGUGACGAGGGAUGGUCUCUAUACUAUACGCGGUGAGUUCAUGCGGGCGUCUCGCGUCCUCACUCUUCGGCCCGAGCGCGCCAUCGUCGCGCUCGCCCAGCUUUGCGAGGAACGCAAAGAAGAGGAACUUGCUCACCCACUACCACACAACGGCCUAUUCAUCCCGCCACGUCUAUCCCCCCUUCCGCCACAAGUUCCGUAUACCGUCAACAGCAGCCCCAUGCGACCCGCGCGCCUUCCGGUUGCCGACCAGGUUUCACCAUCGAAUACAAACCCGUCUAGCCCCUCCUCGCCGCCAACAGCGUCCUCGGGUCCGUCUUCGCCGCCCCAGCAGCCAAAGUCGUCGCCUCCUGUCACUGUACCCAUCCGUCUGCCGAUGGAUCAGCUCGAGCACAUGGCUCCGAAGCGAGGGAAGUGGACGAGUCCCCCGCCACCUGAUGCGCCUGAGGAAGAUCGUUCCGCUUUCGAGAACCGCUUUGGGCAAAGCCUCUCGCUCGCCACUGCACUGAGUCCUGCUCGGCAACCUGAGCGCUCUCGACCGUCACAUGCGACUUCAUCCAAUGCAAGCGAUGCGUAUACCGACGAUGACUCCCGGUCCGACAUGACGAACUCUGACGAUGUGCACUCGGUGCAAUCUUUCGUGGAGGAAGGUGCACCCAAGCGGCGACGCGAGAAGGAGCGAGGAAACGACCGAGAACCCACUGUGACCGUCGAGCGCCAGCAGCUGAGGCAGACGCACACUGAUCCCAUACCAUUUGCCCCUGAUCCAUCUAGCUCGCGGUCUACACUCAGGCAGGAAGGUGGUAUAGACCCCAGGAUGCUCGCUCGAAUACGUGGACGACCGGCCUUGCGGCUUGCGCAGCAACUCAGCGAGAUGAACACAUCCGCAUACGUAGACGCCCAGCGCAGCCAGAAUACCUUCACGCCUCCACCGCGCAUCGACUCCCCGCGGCGGUCACUGUCGGGCCCAGCGCGGACGUCAUUGCCCCAACGACUUUCGCAAAUGGCUAUACCCAACUACAUACCCAACAACAACAGAGCACCAUAUGUAUCCCUAGCGGACUACCAGUCCCCGCAGCAAUCCUCAUCCACAUAUAUCCCCAGUGGCAACAUAUUCUACGAAACAACACCCGCGAAGGAGAAGCUCUCCCGUGCUGUACCAUAUGCCUUCAAUAUGUCCCCCGUGUCUCCUAUAUCUCUCCAGCAGCCCUUCGAGGUGCGGAACUAUUACGACAGCUCCGUCUCGUCCGGCGCCUCGUCCUCGCCGUCGUCCUCGCCACGACAUAUGUCGACUGUCCCUCAGCAGAUGUCGCCCUCACAGAGACAAUCUGCUCCGAGGCACCUCCCUCCCUCCCUGCGGCGCAGCUCGAAGCUCGCCCAGCCUGCGGUGCUGACGCCGCCGCCCCGCUACGAGACGACGAUGCUCUCCCCGACGAUCGUCACGUACUCGCACUCACAUACACACUCCAACUCGACCAUCACGUCUGCGUCCACCCCACGAGCGCACAUCCAGAGCUUCAGCAACGGGCAGACGCUCUCUCCGUCGCUCUCGCGCUCGCGCUCGCCCAAUGGCCCGCCGAGCCGCCCGAACUCUCGCCCACACUCUAGGCAGCAGCUGCCGCCACGCCUCAGCGGAGGCGGGAGUGGGGCCGUGCGCCCGGCGUCCCCGUUCGCGUCGAUCUCGUCGGGGAGCGCGUCGCCGCCGAUGUCGUGCACGAGCUCGCUGUACGCGCCGUCGUGCUCGCCGCUGUCAACGUCGCCUCCCUCACCGGCGCAGAGUGAUUCAUUCGGUAAGCAGGCUGCUGUUGCUGUACCCCCGCAUGCACCGCUCUUGCUGGAACAUGAACGAGCGCCGGCUAAUUGGCCCGAACAUGAAGAGCCGCCACCAACCUCCCAGCCAGCGGAUGCAUCUGACAAGGACAGACAUCGGCGCAAGGAGGUACCACUUCAGCACCAAGUUGUGAAGGCCGCACAUGAAGAGAAGCAGAUCCAGGAAGAAAGCGUGGCUGAGCGCUAGCAAACGGAGGACGGUUUUGCGCGCUUGAUCCUCUCCCUCUCCCUCCUUGCUUGCAACGGACCGUGGCGCUCAGUGCGAAGUGUGCGCGAGCUGGGACGCUCUUCGCAGCAGUCUGCUUGCUUAUUGUACAUGCUAUGGAACCCGCUAUGUUCUGCAUCGACCAUGCUUUGGUUAUCCGUCAUGUUGCAUUGUCCGUACGGCUUUCGAGGGUACUUAUCAUACGCAUCUACAUUAGUAACCCCUGUCCACUGUUCCCUCCCGAAGCCCGAGUCUCGUUUUCGUGCUGUGCAGGUUGUGUCUUGCUAGGCUAACGAUGCGCGGUCUGCCCGCAUCUAGAGCUUCGCGGCGGUGGUCUCCUGUCAUGGCUGUGCGUGCGUGCACGAGUCUGUGACUCAGGCUACUUUCCGCUUUCCGUGCUUCGCGUGUUUGUAGCAGUACCGUGACACGUGUGUACUGUACAUUGCUCAAUACACC